Messenger RNA from Vicia faba (fava bean), 582 nucleotides. NCBI's taxonomy places the organism in Eukaryota, Viridiplantae, Streptophyta, Magnoliopsida, Fabales, Fabaceae. The record is from the annotation of a GenBank genome assembly.
AUGAAUAAAAGAAAAGAUGGAAGGAAGAAGUUCCAUGAGACAAGACACCCAAUAUACAAAGGAGUGAGACAAAGAAACGGAAAAUGGGUGUGUGAGUUACGACAACCUAACACCAAAACUCGUCGUGUUUGGCUUGGAACAUUUUCUCACCCGGACAUGGCAGCUAAAGCUUAUGAUGUUGCAGCUUUAGCUUUUAGAGGUGAAGCUGCUUCCUUAAAUUUCCCUAACUCAGCUUCAUCUUUGCCGCGUCUUAGUGCACAAACUUCUUCUAUUAGGUCGAUUCAGUUUGCCGCAACGAAAGCGGCUGAAAAACACUUCUCUUCACGUGAAGGCUAUGAACCAUUCUUUACUGCCGAGACAGUAAAGAAUGAUUCAGAGUCUUUAAAUUGUGUUUCUGAUGUUAACGUUUGCAUGGGGGAAGAUUCUGGAAGAUUGUUUUGGGACGAGGAGGAGGUUUUCAACAUGCCGGGUUUGAUAAACAGCAUGGCAGAAGGGUUGAUUAUCACACCGCCGGCUUUGCAGAGAGGUUUCAAUUGGGUUGAUGGAGAAACUACAGUGGACUUAACUUUAUGGAAAAGUUGA